This is a messenger RNA of Funneliformis caledonium, 348 nucleotides long. The record is from the annotation of a GenBank genome assembly. NCBI's taxonomy places the organism in Eukaryota, Fungi, Glomeromycota, Glomeromycetes, Glomerales, Glomeraceae.
AUGUCGACUCUAUUUUUGAAAUCGCGUCAAUUGUUCGCAGGUUCAUUUCUCAUGCAAACUCGUCAAUUCUCGUUCAAAUUUUCACGAGUCCUUUCACCUCUUGGAAGUCACAUGUCUAUUGAUCCGGAAAUUGUAAAGCAAGAAAAAGAAAAGGUCGUGAAGAGAGAAAAAACGAGUACAAUUAAAUCAGCUCCAGGGUGGAGUGAAAAUUUAGCAUCCGAAAGCGAAGCAGCGGUCAAAGCGGAGAGAGAUCAUUCGGUUACCAUCGAAGAUUUGCAAAAUCAUUCGAUUAAUAUUAUUGAACAACAUCAUGGUGAUAGACAAGAACAACCGCGACAAGAACAAUAA